AUGUGGAAAUCUUUGUUCUUUUUGGCAUGUUUGUCGAAUGUCGUCAAUGGAUAUCUACUCUCAAAAAGCGAUCCAAUAUGUCGAGAUGAGACGUUUCUCUUUUUCUGGAAAUCGAAUGAUCCACAAAGUUCACGAGCAAUGAGUCCUUAUGAUAUCACAAGUGAAUGCUCAGUUUAUUACCAGAUAUGGUUCCUAGUUCUUCUGUGCCUGUUUUUCCUCAUUUGGCUAGUUUCAAUCGUUCCAAUCAUCAUUAGUUUCAUCGAAGGAACCGAUAGAAGAACCAAUUGCUGUCAUGAGAAAAAGAAAAGAGAAAAGCAGAAAAAUGGAAAAAACUAA
This is a messenger RNA of Caenorhabditis remanei, 336 nucleotides long. RefSeq lists its product as uncharacterized. NCBI's taxonomy places the organism in Eukaryota, Metazoa, Nematoda, Chromadorea, Rhabditida, Rhabditidae. The transcript has 2 exons. The record is from RefSeq and is a predicted model, not a curated record. The coding region runs from base 1 to 336 and encodes 111 amino acids.